UUCAGCACAGUGGCCCGUACUGCUGUUUCUAGCUACAGUGGAGCAGCAGCACUUUUGCUUUCAGUCCUGUUGGUGGACGAUUGUAUUUACUCUGGAACUGCUCGCCAGUCACUUUUUGGGGGAUUUCUCUUUCUCUUUGCGUCUCUCAUUCGCGCUUGGUGCUUGCCAAGAAGAGAUCACACCACAUGGAGAUGUGAGAGGAUGGAGAUAACCAGCGAUCUCGGCUUGGACGGUUCAUAUUUAUUGGGAGAUAUUAGAAUAUCACUAAUUCAGGGGCAGAGGUGGGUAACUCGUUUCAUUUCCUCAGUAAUAUUGUCAUAAAGUCAGAUUUAGAUUUUUUUUGCUUUCCUUUCAAGUGAUAAUACUCAUCACUCCUACUGAGUCUACUUCUUACUCAUUAACGUUUACUAUUCUUUUACGCUUCAUUAUGUUACACUGGUGACAGCAUCUGCACUGCUUUGCAGUUUGUCACACUGCUGACUUUUAAGCCGUUUUCCUCUUUUUUAGGCCCCAAAGCAAAAGAACAUCUCCAAAUUUCAGUCCUCCUGAUACUUUUUAGAUGUUCUAAGAAGCUCCACUGCAGUUCUUCUUAGUACUAGGGUUAUUUACCUGCUGCUUUGCACUGCUACAACUUCUAUGCCAGAAACUUCUGACUUAAUCAUUAUUUGACCAAAUUCUGAACACUUUUCUUGAGUGUUGAUUCACUCUACCCACCUCUGUUCAUGGGAUGAGAGUCCAUACCAAGCACCCAUCUGAGUUCUGAGCAAACCUUUUUUGCUCACUUAUCUUCUCCACCUUCUCCAUCUGUAUGACUUUUACAGUUCUUAACAUUACCAAAGGCACUGUGGAGCCUCAUGAGUAGCAAUCCUUCUUUGAAGAUUUUGACCUAGGGGGUUAAAUGUUGGUGACAUCGGACAGUAGGAAUGGUGGAGGGUCUUCUAUGGCCAAAGCUCAGCUUAUCCACCGCGCCGGAGCCGCUUCAGCCCGCGUACAGCCCACGAUACCCGAAGAGUUGGUCGAUAGCACCGAUGACGAUCACGAUGAAUACCUCGGUUCUUGCAAUAUCGAGGACGAUGAAGAGGGAGACUACGAAGAGUACGACGAGUUCUCCCAGCUGCCCGACACCAGGAGCAUCACCUCAGAUGACUCCUUUUACCCGCCGGAGGACUUGAACGACUUUGAGGACUUGGAGAGGAGCCCGUCUCUGGAGAGCGAGGUGGCGCUGCUGAGCUUCUUCCAGGCAUGCUGCAGCAACCAGGCCCUCACGGUCAAGUUCAUGAUACGACGGGGCGUCACGGAGGACGAGGUCCAGGAGACCGACCAGAACAAUAGGACAGGUUUGAUGGUGGCCUGUUAUCAAGGGUAUGUGGACGUGGUCAUCGCACUCUCUACGUGUCCUUAUUUGAAUGUGAACUGGCAGGACAAUGAGGGCAACACAGCCCUCAUCACAGCUGCCCAGGCAGGGCACAUCACAAUCACAAACUACCUACUCAACUACUUCCCUGGCCUUGACAUUGAGAGGAGAAACUGCCUUGGUUUCACUGCUCUGAUGAAAGCUGCCAUGCAGGGCAGAGUGGACUGCGUCCGGGCUCUGAUGAUGGCAGGAGCUGAUCUGGAGGCUCGAGAUCAUGGGCGUAAGUUUACCCCUCGCGAGUGGGCAAUGUACACUGGCCGUUACGAGACGGCCUUUGUCAUGCUGCGCUUGAUGCAGCGUCCGUGUCCAGAGCAGUGUUCUGAAGCCUACAGGCCUGAGUGGCCCUUGCUGCCUGCACUGGUGUCCAAAGCCCAGCAGCCCAAAGGCUGCAUCCAGAAGAUUUCAGAGGCGAUCCGGCAAGCCCUUGACAUCAGCAACGUGACGGAAGCCACAGAGGAAGGGGUUCUUGAUCACAUGGUGCGCAUGACCACAUCUCUGAGCAGCCCCUUUAUCGCUGUGACAUGCCGGACGGUGUGUCCCAGUAGCCCCCCUUGCGUGGGCAAACGGCGGUACUCUGUCCAAGAGAUUCUGAAGAAGCAGCGGAUGCAACAGCUAAAGGGUCUUGGGCCAGUACAUCUGGAGAGCUACAAACACCUAUUUCAGAACUCUCAGGUCACACUGGUGCCUAAGCACAAGGACCGGCGGGCCAGCCUACAGUCUCAGGGUCUCAGGGACUCCUCGGACUCAUCAGCUAAUGCGGCACGGAGAGCCAGCCUCCUGCCACUCCACCUGGUCAAGAGGAGCAGUGUGAGGCCUGGCAUGGUGGUGCCCAAACUCCGCAUCACCAAGGCCCCCCCGCCCACCUACGAGCCUGAUAAAGAGCGGCGCAAGAGUAGCAACAGCAGCGGGCAAUUCCUGCAGAUCCCUAAGUGGAGAUACAAAGAACUGAAAGAAGAGAGGAAGAAAGCAGAAGAGGCUGAGAGGAAAAAGCAAGAGGCCCUGACCAAGAGACAAGUCUCCACAGGCAAAGGGAAGUAACCAGGUGUUAUGAGAAUAAAUGACGCUGUUAAAAACGGUGCGGUUUCUGCAGGAUGUGUAAAACUGUCCAUGUUAAAAGCUGACGGUACACGAUGGUUUAACCAGGAUUUACCUUAGCUUGCUAGUAGGGAUGUAAAAGAUUAAUUGUUAACCAACAAAGAGUUUGACCAAUGCUAUUGGUCAGUUAAUAGUCAAAUUGACAUCCCUACUUAAUAGCAACACAUUGAGGAUUUAAGUCAUUGAUCCUUUCAGCAAUCUACAAAAUAUAUUUUCCGCUGUCAUUCAGAAUCAGUUUCUGUCCAUUUUGUCUGGUAGCUUGUAUCUUAUGGUCAAAAUUUAAGAAUUAACUCAUUCCUUCUUAUACUUUCCAAAUCAGCUAAACUCAUGGCAGACAGAGUUCCUUUUUCCUCUCUUAACUAAAUAGGACCUUCCUGGAUGUACCAUCACACGGGUCAACUCCUUAAACAAGGACCAUAUAACUGGACAUUGUGCUUGUGCACCCCUCUGCAUACAUAUUAAUCAGUCAGCUUUUAACAGCGCUAGUUGUUCUCUUUGCACAGGAAUUGUACACACUACUCAUCUGAGGCUGGGCCAAGCUACAGAUGGCGUUCAAUACUUGAAAUGUAUUGUGCUUAUUUAUUUUCAUAUUUAUCAUUUUGAAAGCAUAUAAUAGUGUUUUUAAUAAUAUUUUAAGCUGUGACACAAAGUGUGAAACAGAAUUCAAACAUAUUUCAUUCAUUUGUCAAGGUUUGGGUACUAGAAUCUUGUAUAUACCUACACUACCACACACAGAAUUGAAUGUCCUUGAUAUCCCAGGAAAUGUGGUCAGUGAACAGCUUUUAACAGGGUUCUCCAAAGACAGAGCUCAUCUUAGAUUUAAAAGCGUUUUCAGAUGAAUGUACUGAAAGGAUGGAAGCCUGUUCUUGGCAUGUAGAGGAGAAAAACACAAAAAUAUUUCCCACAUUUUUCUCUCAUUCUGACUGCAUGUUCAUUUUCUGACAUAUGCCAAAAUUACUUCUUUUUUUAAAUUUUAAUUCGGUAUCUCAAAAUAAUGAAGUAUCAUCCCAAAAUAAUCACAUACCAUUUUACAAUGUACCAAGUCAUUAUUUUCACAUAGUCUGCCAUUUUGUCUUAAUUCAAAAUCUUAUUUAUUUGGGUAAAAAGUAUGACAAAAUAAGUAAUUGGUUCAUGAUACUAAGUCAAUAAGGUGAGAUUGUGCUCCUAUAUUUGGCAGGAUACAAUUAAAGACUUCAUCAGAAAAGGUAGAAUGCUCUGUACCUCAUGAAAACAGUGUUUUUUUUAUUCCAUUUUAAUAUUUUUACAGGAUUGCUACUGUUUGGUCAGGUGUUUUUUGUAAUACAAUAUUUUUCUAAAUUCAUACACAUCUCAGAAACACUGGUUUUAUAGAAAAGCUGCAAUAAAUCAUUUAUCAUAUCUAGGGAUGUCACAGCAGGUGCUCAUGUGACACAGGAUCAUAAGAGAGUAUUGUAUCAUCCAUAAAUUUACAUUAUAGUCAAAUAUCCUUUUUAAAACAUGUACGGACUGUUAGUUAGUACAGUGAACCUAACAGUAAAGGAGGUGCUUCAGAACCACCUUAAAGCUGGAUAUUAAAAAGCUGUUAGAUACAACACUUGGGUUUCCCAACAAACUGUUCUCUAGCUUGAAAGAUGUGUUUGAAUUGAAUUGAAAAUGAACUGUUCAUAAGCAAGUGAAUGCUGAUAAAGAGCAAGUAAUAUGUGAGAAUUUAAUCAAAUGCUGUGACAUCUAGGGGUGGGCGAUAUGGCCAAAAAUUUCCUCGAUACACAAAAUGCAUCAUGAUAUUUAGUUAUAAUAAGGUUUGAGAGGUUGGAACAGAGAAAAUGAACCAGCGGAGGUAUGUUUAAAAACAUGCUGUCAAAAACUGAGUGCUCCACAAUGUGCUCAGAAAAGCAUAUUGUAAUAUAACAUGGUGUAAUUUAUCAUAAUAAGGAUAACUAUCAUCAUAUUAUCCACCCCUAGAAACCUCCCUAAAUACACUAUAUUACCAAAAGUAUUCACUCACCCAUCCAAAUCAUUGAAUUCAGGUGUUCCAGUGAUUUCCAUGGCAACUGGUAUAUAAAACCAAGCA
Messenger RNA from Pygocentrus nattereri (red-bellied piranha), 4559 nucleotides. RefSeq names its product ankyrin repeat domain 33ba (gene ankrd33ba). Lineage: Eukaryota; Metazoa; Chordata; Actinopteri; Characiformes; Serrasalmidae. Bases 899 to 2452 code for a protein of 517 amino acids. The transcript is spliced from 4 exons. The record is from RefSeq and is a predicted model, not a curated record. Gene Ontology annotation, molecular function: protein binding.